Molecule: messenger RNA, 1278 nt
Organism: Serendipita indica DSM 11827
Lineage: Eukaryota; Fungi; Basidiomycota; Agaricomycetes; Sebacinales; Serendipitaceae
Source: the annotation of a GenBank genome assembly
AUGUCCUCUCACCUUCCGACCGAGCUCUGGGAGAUCAUCUUUGACGGGCUUCUUGGACAAAUUCGCACUCUGAAAGCGUGUAGUCUCGUCUGUCGCUCCUGGAAGUCUCUGGCCUGGAAACGACUAUUUCAUACUCUUUACUUGCGGUAUCCAACAUGGGAUCAACAAAUGGCACCCCCGAAGACUUCCUCCUGGCAGUCUAUGUGGGCUCGUUCUCGGAAAUGCCUCUCUGACAAUGCCAGCGAGGUGGACGAGGGCUGGGCCCCAUUGUUGCUAUUUUUCAACUCUCCACUACAACCUACUCAGUAUACAGUCAGAAUCAAGAUGGGACUGUACCUGAACGAGUCCGCUGUCGCACCUUCGUUCGACUUCUUCGAAGCCGACUCGUCUCGCUUUCCGAGUUUGCGUGAGAUUCAUGUCCUCUCGAACAACCUAAUCUCCCAGGUCACUCUGCUGGAGCUUGCUCGCAUCAACUUUCGCUCCUUCAACGACUUGAUGACGCUCCUCGCGAGCUCGCGUUGUACAGAGCUCAUAAUCAGCGACUCGACAUGGAAGUCCCAACCUGACGUUCAAUUAUCACACCAGCUUCAUCCACCGCCAAUACACACAUUAAGCCUUGCCCGAAUAGAAACCUGGGCUAUAUCCACAUUGUGUGAUUGGCUCCAUCACUUUGACUGUUUGAGAGAUAUACGUACCCUCAAACUACAAGGACGUACGCCAGAGCAUCGCCAAGGAGACGAUGUUCUCCUUCAACGAUGCACGUCAGUACAGUUUCUCUAUGUGUGUAUAGGUGACACCUAUACGUGUGCCUCAGUCUCAUCUCGGGACUAUUCCUCUUGCUUUGCCCUGCGUGAGAUUACUUUAACAGAAUCUUGCUGGGAAAAUCCCUGCGCCGAAAUCCUUCGGAUGAUCCAGAAACUAGCUCGACCUGAGCGUCUAGAAAGGAUCAAGCUCGAGCUCAUAUCUUUGGAUCUCGUAGAUCUUUCUGGGAAUGACCGUGAAAGCCAUGAAUUAGACGACUAUCUCUUCAAUCUGAGCCGUCGUGCCUUUAAGUCCCUGGUACUUCACACCUCACGACACGUGCAGCCCGUUUCCAUGGAUUCGGAGUCUAUGGUCUCUCAAUUCAUGUUCCCCAAGCUGUAUUUUGCCGGCAGGCUGGACACUCGAAAGGCGGAACCUACGACACUGCGUGGACGGGGCUAUAAGCUCGGCUUUCGAAAAGCUGACGCCUUCUACGUUCAAGGGUCUUCUAUCGCUCGCAUAGAUCUCAAAGGAUGA